Molecule: messenger RNA, 1850 nt
Organism: Capsicum annuum
Lineage: Eukaryota; Viridiplantae; Streptophyta; Magnoliopsida; Solanales; Solanaceae
Product: tubby-like F-box protein 3
Exons: 7
Coding region: 353-1549 (398 amino acids)
Molecular function (GO): protein binding
Source: RefSeq, a predicted model, not a curated record
ACUCAAUGACCAAGAAUCCAUCCAAGUAGGCGGAUCAAGAACUAAACCCGGUUGAAUGUGUCAGAGAUGAUCCAAUGCUUAUGUGAGACAAACAAAAGUCCAGAGUACUACCAACACAACACUUGAUGUCUUUGUGAGCCCAAAAUAACUAAAGUAAAAUUGCUUACUUUUUUCAACCAAAGCUUACCAACCCUAACCCCCUGUAUUCCCUCUCUAUCUACUACCUGUUGCCAAAGACCCAGAUGAUGUUCAAACACAAAACUCAAGGACCCAUGUCAGCUAUUUUGUUUUUAUGAACAUCCAAUGUACUUCAUCAAGAGUUUUUUAGAUCUGUCGGGUAUAGGUGUUGAAAAUGUCAUUCAAGAGUAUGAUUCAGGACAUGAGAGGUGAGUUUGGGAGCAUUUCGCGGAAAGGAUUUCGCUCUAGAUCACAGAGAGUGGUUCAGGAUUGUAAUGUGACAGUUGAUGCUUUAAGGCAAAGUUGUUGGGCUAAUAUGCCGCCUGAGCUAUUGAGAGACGUGUUAAUGAGGAUUGAGGCGUCUGAUUCUGCGUGGCAUCCGAGGAAAAAUGUGGUUGCUUGUGCUGGUGUUUGUAGGAGUUGGAGAGAAAUAAUGAAAGAAAUUGUUAAGACACCUGAAAUUUGCGGGAAGUUGACGUUCCCCAUCUCCUUGAAGCAGCCUGGUCCUAGAGACGGUCUUAUUCAAUGUUUCAUCAGAAGGAACCGCAGCUCACAGACAUAUCACCUCUACCUUAAUUUAAGUGAAGCUAGUAACGAUGAUGGGAAGUUUCUUCUUGCUGCUCGGAAGUGUAAAAGGGCAACAUACAAUGAUUACAUCAUUUCUUUAAGUGCUGAAGAUGUUUCCAAGGGUAGCAGCACCUACAUUGGGAAGCUGAGAUCCAACUUCCUGGGGACCAAGUUCACCAUCUAUGAUGCACAACCCUCUGACGCAGGAGCUAAAGUCAGUAAAUGCCGCUCUACUAGGUUUGUUGGGAUGAAACAAAUCUCUCCAAGAAUACCCAACGGCAAUUUUCCUGUAGCUCAUGUCUCAUACGAGUUGAAUGUCCUGGGGGCUAGGGGGCCCAGGAGGAUGCUGUGUGUUAUGGAUGCAAUUCCGGCUUCUGCUAUUGAACCUGAGGGUGUAGCCCCUACACAAACAGAAUUUGUUCCUGUGAAUAUAGAUUCCUUUCCCUCCAUCCCCUUUUUUAGAUCAAAAUCAACUCGCACGGAUAAUUUCUCAUCCUCCGGACCUUUACCCAGUUCAAAAGAUGAAGGUCUAACUUUGAAGAACAAGGCUCCUAGGUGGCACGAGCAACUCCAAUGCUGGUGUCUUAACUUCAAUGGCCGGGUAACAGUUGCUUCUGUAAAAAACUUUCAGCUAGUUGCUGCUCUUGGUGGGGAUGGAGCUGGACAGGAAGAGGAGAAUGUUAUUCUCCAGUUUGGGAAAGUCGGAGAGGAUGUGUUCACCAUGGACUAUCAGUAUCCUAUCUCUGCAUUUCAAGCAUUCGCAAUCUGCCUCAGCAGCUUCGACACCAAAAUUGCCUGCGAAUGAUCAGACAACAGGUUCUGCAAGAAGUACUGAGGUGUUCCAGAUUGGAGAUUGCACUAACCUUGUUUACGUUGGUUACUGAACUAACGCCCAGUUAAAUUGCAGUAGGUAUGUUUGUUGUUGAAUUAAUCACCCGUUUUUUCAUGCGUUGGACCCUUCCCGUUUCUUGGUUAUGUAAAUAGACAAGGAUGAUUCACAGUUUCGUUCAUCUAACUUGCUAUUUCUGUUAGCUCAAAAUGUUAAACUGUACUUGUGGUUUACCUGUUGCACCUUUCUCCUGAGUGGAAGUACUCUUAUUUCUGAA